Messenger RNA from Saccharomyces eubayanus, 1839 nucleotides. RefSeq names its product Irs4p (gene IRS4). Bases 1 to 1839 code for a protein of 612 amino acids. Gene Ontology annotation, molecular function: protein binding. The record is from RefSeq and is a predicted model, not a curated record. The transcript has a single exon. Lineage: Eukaryota; Fungi; Ascomycota; Saccharomycetes; Saccharomycetales; Saccharomycetaceae.
AUGAGGCUUUCAUUCAACAAACAACGCCAUCACGGCGGAACAACAGUAGCUUUGACUGAACAAGGAGCUUCCGAUUCUCUGCAUGCUGCGCAGGCUAUCUUCCAGAACCACUCCACUGAGGGAACCAGGCCAUGCCCUCCAUUUACGGUGAACACAAAUGCUCAAACAAGGACGUCUGGACCAUCGCUACCGAGGCAAAGACAACAAGAACAAAAGAAGGCACGCAUACGAACGAAACAGGUACCGACCAUCAAAACAACAACGCCCAACGGUGUUGAGCUGCCAAGAGCGCACACACCAGAAACCAUAAAUAGAGACAAUGCCAUUAACGCUGCUCAAAUGGCUGCGGCUUUAGCACACUCACAAUCGAAACUAAAUUCAGACAAUAAUCACCUCAAUUCUUCUCCGGUAGACACGAUAAGAGUAUCGGGGACUCCUAAAUCGAGUGUUCCGCUGGGUCUUCAUUCACGCUCAUAUUCAAGAAAUGCCUCUAAUGAUUCAUUAACGCUUGGCCAAAGGACUCCCGAGAAUGACUCUCAUGAAAACUUGAUCAGCCCACCUAGUUCUAGCAGAAGGCUAUCCUCAUGUUCUGGGGACCCUACCAUUAAUAAGGAAAGCGCUAAGUUUGUACUUAAAUAUAGACCAUUACCACCUUUGCAGCCAUCGUUGACCGAUAACAGUCUUCAGAACGAAAACGAAAAUAUGUCAUCAGUUAGCAUUGACUCCAAGUAUAGUCUCAAUGUGGACACUUCAGACGUCGCUUCAAACAGGUCGCAAACAAGUCUGUCUCAAACAAUCAACCAGCUCUCGCUUUAUGAGUCAGAACCUUCCAUUGCAAGCUCAAGUACUACUACUACCGCUAAUAACCAAGGAGGUGGAUUGCAAAAUCUGGUCCCAAAUUACUCAUCUGAUAUGAGGAAGAAGAAACUGGUCAGCAAGUUCAAACGGAAAGUAUUUGGCGCUAAACCCAAAAAUUCGUCUUCGCAAUACGAAAUGGACGCACACGACGACGAGCACCAGCAACAGCAGUCCUCUAUGAAAUUUAGAACAACGCUACGCAAAAGUUCUGUGAGCACAAAUACUGAAAAUGAUCAGGUGAAAAAACUGGGGGCUGGAAACGUGAAGUACAAGUACAACCCUGACAGCGACACGUAUGAUUUCUACGCUGACACCGAUUCUGAUUCGGGAUCGGAUCCAAAUCAGGACACUUUAUCGAAGCCUCGUAAAAGAGAUAGAAUUAAAAGGAAGAUCAAGAAGUCUGCCAAUAAAACAACACAUCAUAGGCCCAUUCAUCGCACUAGGAACCAGAAAUUUAAUGAGGACAAACCUUGGAAAUCCCAUACAGAUAUAACCUUUGUCACUGACAGUGAAAGAAAGCGCUAUGAAAGCAUGUGGGUGAGCAAUAGACACCGCCAUCUAGAUUUGUUAAGCUGGUGGCCCGUCUCUGAGGACGAUCCCACUGUAAUGAACUCUCUACCGGAAGACGGGUUGAUCCUGAACAUUAUCGUCCACGAUAUUUGGAAGCGCUCCAAUGUUCCCAGUAGUUUACUGGCGGAGAUUUACGCAAAGGUGGACUCAAGAAAGGAUGGUACGCUGGACAGAAAAUCAUUCAUCGUGGGGAUGUGGCUCGUCGAUCAGUGCCUGUACGGUAGAAAACUGCCCAACGUUGUCGAGCAAUGUGUUUGGGACAGUGUGGAUAGAUAUGCAUCAACCACGGUAGUACCAGUAAGCACACUCAAGGCAAUGGCCAAGCAAAAAAAGAAACAAAUGAAGGAAGAAAUCAAGAACAUCAAAAAAGAAAAUAGAGUCGUUCUUGUAGACCAUAAUAGCACAUCGUGA